ACUCCUGGGCGCUGUGGAGCAACCUCUCCCGGCUCCGGGGCUUUGAGAGACAACCCCGAGGCAAGGGUGUUUGGGGAGCGGCUGCGGAGCCAGGGCUUUGGAGGAGCCAGGCGAGCAUUUUCAGCUGUGCCUCGGCCCCGAAAUGUGACUACAAUGGAGUAGCUCGGCAGAGGCCUCCAGUCUCUGGAUUGAUAGCUUAGAAUAUGCCAAAAAGCCAGUGCUUUCCAUGGGGAAUUGAAGGGCCAGCUGGUCCCAGUGACAGUGACCUGGAGCAAGGGAGUCAGAAGACAGUUGUAGAAAGCAAGAGGGACCUUCCAAGGGCUCCUGGCAAGCCGCUGUCACAGCCCUCUGAUGGAACGCCUGUGAGGUCCUUUGGCCAGGGGAGCAAGUGGCACAGUGCAGAGGGCUGCCCAUGAAUGAGGAGCCCUGAGGGUCUGGCUGCCCCCACUCCCUGCUGAGGAACUCGAGGGACAUCAGAGCCCGGGUGUGCUCUCCCUUGGGACGAUGAGGACUCUGAACACCUCCACCAUGGACAGGGCUGGGCUGGCGGUGCAGAGGGACUUCUCCUUCCGCGUCCUCACAGCCUGCUUCCUGUCCCUGCUCAUCCUGUCCACGCUCCUGGGGAACACCCUGGUCUGUGCCGCCGUCAUCAGGUUCCGACACCUGCGGUCCAAGGUGACCAACUUCUUCGUCAUCUCCUUGGCUGUGUCAGAUCUCUUGGUGGCUGUCUUGGUCAUGCCCUGGAAAGCGGUGGCCGAGAUCGCUGGCUUCUGGCCCUUUGGGUCCUUCUGUAACAUCUGGGUGGCCUUUGACAUCAUGUGCUCCACUGCGUCUAUCCUCAACCUCUGUGUGAUCAGCGUGGACAGGUACUGGGCUAUCUCUAGCCCCUUUCGGUAUGAGAGGAAGAUGACCCCCACGGCCGCUUUCAUUCUGAUCAGCGUGGCGUGGACUCUGUCUGUCCUCAUCUCCUUCAUCCCCGUUCAGCUCAGCUGGCACAAGGCGAAACCCGCCGGCCCUUCUGAUGGGAACGCCACUUCCCUGGGCGACACGACGGACAACUGUGAUUCCAGCUUGAGCAGGACAUAUGCCAUCUCCUCCUCCCUCAUCAGCUUUUACAUCCCCGUGGCCAUCAUGAUUGUCACCUACACCAGGAUCUACAGGAUCGCCCAGAAGCAGAUCCGGCGCAUCUCGGCCUUGGAGCGGGCAGCGGUGCACGCCAAGAACUGCCAGACCGCUGCGGGGAAUGGGGGCCCCGUGGAGUGUUCGCAGCCGGAAAGCUCCUUUAAGAUGUCCUUCAAGCGAGAGACGAAGGUUCUGAAGACGCUGUCUGUGAUCAUGGGGGUGUUUGUGUGCUGCUGGCUCCCCUUCUUCAUCUUGAACUGCAUGGUGCCCUUCUGUGGGUCUGGGGAGACCCAGCCCUUCUGCAUCGAUUCCAUCACCUUUGACGUGUUUGUGUGGUUUGGGUGGGCUAAUUCUUCCUUGAACCCCAUCAUUUAUGCCUUUAAUGCUGAUUUUCGGAAGGCGUUUUCAACCCUCUUAGGAUGCUACAGACUUUGCCCCACGGCGAACAAUGCCAUAGAGACAGUCAGCAUCAAUAACAACGGGGCCGUGGUCUUCUCCAGCCACCACGAGCCGCGGGGCUCCAUCUCCAAGGACUGCAACCUGUAUCUCAUCCCGCAUGCCAUGGGCUCCUCCGAGGACCUGAAGAAGGAGGAGGCAGGGGGAGUAGCCAAACCCUUGGAGAAGUUGUCCCCAGCCCUGUCCGUCAUUCUGGACUACGACACGGAUGUCUCUCUCGGAAAGAUCCAGCCCAUCACCCAGAACGGACAGCACCCAACCUGAGCUCUGAGCUGCACCCUGCAGCUCUGCUCAUCCUGCAGGCGAGAGGAGGUUUCUCUGGGGCUUGCUGUUAAGAAGCUAAGGUGUGCUGAGACUCCGAGGCGUCAGGCGAGCCCUGCUCUGCUGCGUUUCCUUCCACACACGACUGACCACGUUUAAAAAUACAUUCCAGUGUGUUUUCGGUGUUCUUCAUAGUGAAUCGAAGAGGCACGCAUGUGAAGUGAGUGAUCGCCAGGGACGUGUCUUUGGCUCCAAAAUCAUUUUUAGAAACU
Molossus molossus (Pallas's mastiff bat) is the source of this 2111-nucleotide messenger RNA. RefSeq names its product dopamine receptor D1 (gene DRD1). Lineage: Eukaryota; Metazoa; Chordata; Mammalia; Chiroptera; Molossidae. The record is from RefSeq and is a predicted model, not a curated record. The transcript has 2 exons. Gene Ontology annotation, cellular component: plasma membrane. Gene Ontology annotation, molecular function: dopamine neurotransmitter receptor activity, coupled via Gs; G protein-coupled receptor activity. Bases 505 to 1842 code for a protein of 445 amino acids. Gene Ontology annotation, biological process: adenylate cyclase-activating adrenergic receptor signaling pathway; vasodilation; G protein-coupled dopamine receptor signaling pathway.